UUCGACCAUACACUAUGGCCAGCAUGUUGCCGGUCGUCUCCACGGGAACAACACUUUUUGGUGUACACAUCACAACAGCGGAAGUGACGUCAUCAUUAAACAUCAGCGAUGAGGAGAAGAGACGUUAUCUGUCCCACCUUGACGACACGACGUUUCGCUUGAUGAUACCUGCCGUGGUAUAUCUGGCCAUACUGAUGGUUCUGGGUAUUUUCGGAAACAUCCUGGUGUUGAUUGUGUACCUCAAGAAAUUCAAACCAAGCCCGACCCGUGUGUUUGUAGUGUGUCUGUCUGUGUUUGACCUCAUGACCUGCUUCAUUUCACUCCCAGGAGAGAUCCUGGACAUGAGGUACAUCCAUACGUUCGACUACCCAAACGUAUGCAAGAUGCUGAGAUUCAACAAUUCGUUCUCCGUGGUGUCCUCGGGAUUCACGCUCAUAGCCGUUGCGAUAGACAGAUACAGGAAGAUAUGUCGACCAUUAAACACACAGAUUACCAUCAAAGUCGCCCGCAUCAUGGUUGGAAUCGCUGUGUCUGUAUCACUUGUCGUCACCAUCCCGGCAGUCAUAGUCUAUGGUAGAAAAACGGUCAAAACAGAUAAUGAGGAAAUAAACGGCUUCGAGUGUUCCAUUGACGACAGAUGGCGCGAUACUCUGUUUCCGUUGGUCUAUAUCGGAGUUUUAUUCCUCAUCUUCUUUGGUUCUCUGGGUAUCCUGGUGUUUGUGUACGCCUUCAUUGGCAGGACUGUUUUUAACCACCGGAGAUUCAAAUUCCGCCCAUCAAGGGAUACCGAACAUCACACUUCGAAUUACACCACUGAGACGUCAUUUGAAGAUGGUACAGUUAAGAACGGGAAGAAGUACUCUGGUAAUGAGAAGAAGUCAGAUAAAGGGAAGGGCAUCAGAUCUGCACGGCAGUCAUUCUGUAAAGUAUCGCCAUCCACAGUCUUUGGAGAUGUUUCCAAUUCAAAUCAUGGCUUCGAUGAUUCGUCCGAGACAAGUUGUUCAGAUGUGAAUGACACUUCAGCGAAACCCAAAACACGUAGUGCAGACAAAUGCCCGAACAGAGUGACAUCUACACGAAAAAAGGCUUCAAAACCACAAUCAGGACCUAGAGGGAUGAAAACAACAUUUAUGUUGUUCAUCAUCACAGCUGUAUUCAUCAUCAGCUUCUUACCUCAUCUGAUCCUGAUGAUAACUCGAUUUGUUAAAUCCGACUUUGAGAACUCUUUACAAGGAGCCGGGAUCAUGAUGUAUAAUAUAUUCCUACGCUCCUACUAUAUAAACAGUGCAGUUAACUGCAUUGUCUACAGUUUCUGCAACGAAAGAUUCAGAAAUGAAGCGAAGAAUUUAGCGGUCUCUUGUUUUCGUUGA
Molecule: messenger RNA, 1370 nt
Organism: Haliotis rubra (blacklip abalone)
Lineage: Eukaryota; Metazoa; Mollusca; Gastropoda; Lepetellida; Haliotidae
Product: cholecystokinin receptor-like
Exons: 1
Coding region: 15-1370 (451 amino acids)
Biological process (GO): neuropeptide signaling pathway
Cellular component (GO): membrane
Molecular function (GO): neuropeptide receptor activity
Source: RefSeq, a predicted model, not a curated record